AUGACCAACAACAAAUCUAGGCAGAGUGCCGACGAGCACACGCCAUUGAUCAAUGGCGAGUCUGCUGGAUCGGCCCAAGCUGGCAAUCAUAUUCUGAGACCACAGAGAAGCGGUGUCAUCACCUUCUUUUUCGACGACACGCACACUCCCGGAAAUGACAGCAAUUCCAUCGUCGUCCGUAGCGCCGCAUAUACCUGGCACGUCACCAAGGUGACCCUUUUGAGCAGCUAUGUGAACUGGCUACUUGUCAUGGUCCCCAUCGGUAUUGCGGCUGGUGCGCUUGGCUGGGGCUCUACGGCUGUCUUCACCAUCAACUUCUUUGCCAUCAUCCCCCUUGCCGCCGUCCUCUCCUUUGCGACUGAAGAAAUUGCAAUGAAAUUGGGUCAGACUAUGGGCGGCCUGCUGAACGCCACAUUUGGAAACGCCGUGGAAUUGAUUGUCAGCAUUGUUGCCCUGAAGGAUGGCCAAAUUGAAAUCGUACAGGCCUCGAUGCUCGGUUCCAUUUUGUCCAAUUUGCUACUGGUUAUGGGAAUGUGCUUUUUGUUCGGAGGUUUGGUACACCGAGGUCGAAAUGGAGCCGGUACAGAGCAGUCUUUUUCUGCUGCCGUGGCCCAGACUACUUGCUCCCUGAUGACUCUGUCUUCUGCUUCGCUUGUCAUUCCCGCGACUCUCUAUGCCGUACUGGCCCAGAACGGAUCCGACGACAAGAGUAGCAGCAUCCUCAUUCUAUCCCGAGGCACCGCUAUUAUCCUGCUGCUACUGUAUACCAUGUAUCUCGUAUUCCAGCUUCGAACACACAGCAAUCUUUUCGAUAACGAAGCGCAGGCACUCGCCGAGGAGGAGCAGGAAGCUAAAAUGGGACCUGUGGCUGCGGGCAUGGUUUUGGUUGUUGUUACAAUUCUGGUGGCCAUAUGCGCCGACUACCUCGUUGGUAGCAUCGAUGACAUUGUCGAGAAGUCAAACAUCAGCAAGGCGUUUAUUGGUUUGAUUCUCAUUCCAAUCGUUGGCAAUGCUGCUGAGCACGUUACGGCCGUGGUUGUGGCUCUCAAGGACAAGAUGGACUUGGCUAUGGGCGUUGCCAUUGGUUCAAGCAUCCAGAUUGCUCUUGGUGUUACCCCAUUCCUUGUUAUUAUUGGCUGGAUCAUCGGCCAGCCUAUGUCCCUGCACUUUGAGACUUUUGAGACCGUCGCCUUCGCCGUAUCGGUCCUCGUUGUCACAUAUACCGUGCAGGAUGGUAAAUCCAACUAUCUCGAAGGAGCUAUGCUUUUGGGGCUGUACCUCAUCAUUGCUGUCGCAUUUUACGCCACACCCAGCGACGCCUUUGACGGUUCCAUCACUCGACUUUUGGGUAAAUCAUCAUGA
Molecule: messenger RNA, 1362 nt
Organism: Pochonia chlamydosporia 170
Lineage: Eukaryota; Fungi; Ascomycota; Sordariomycetes; Hypocreales; Clavicipitaceae
Product: vacuolar calcium ion transporter
Exons: 5
Coding region: 1-1362 (453 amino acids)
Biological process (GO): intracellular calcium ion homeostasis; calcium ion transmembrane transport
Cellular component (GO): fungal-type vacuole membrane
Molecular function (GO): calcium:proton antiporter activity
Source: RefSeq, a predicted model, not a curated record